AUUGAGAUAAACGUGCCUAAUCGUCUCAAUAAUAUUGGAUAUUGGAUUGAGGAGCAUGUUUUGAGUAUUGCGGAGUAGUUUGUUUCUCGUGUCAUAAAGGUUUGUAAUUUGCAUUUAUGGUAAAGCAAUGGGUUCAUAAUCUAUAUCUGUCAACCAAAGUUGAUAUUUUUAACGUUAAUUUCAGUGCAUAGGUGACAGGUCAUCUCUAUUAGAAUAUAAACUCGAUUCUAAUGUGGCUUAAUAUAGUCAAUCUAAUAUUGUUUACAGUAGAAUCUUAGCCUUCAAAAUAUCUUUGUCUUUUUUAAAUUAUGGAGUAAUCUUACGGGACUUUAUCACCAUAUGCCAUAUAUGGCAAUUUUUAGGAUGUCUGUGGUCAGCUAUCUAUUAAACAAAGCUCCAAACCCGUGUACGUUAAAGUGCACACAAAUUCAGAUUGGGUAUUUAUAUCGCAGGUAUGUAAAGGAACUCUUCUUGUUUAGAAAUUUUUACUCAUUUCUACUUUGUUUUUCUCUAGUAGUUCAUUUAUACUUGCAGUAACCACAUACACCCUCUAUUAAUGUAAAUUCAAGUGUUAGUUUCAUAAGGGUGGUCAAUGAAAAAAAUAAGUGGCAUUCUAACAACUGGUUUAGCUUGGUUUAUGUGUUCAUAUUAUAAAUUAUCCGUUAUGACACCUAAAUUUCUAUUCUUAGUAUCAGGAUUUCACGGUGUAUUUACUAUCAUAUGUUUUGCUGCUCACUAGUCGUUGUAUGUUGUAACUUAGGUAGCACAUAUGUGUCCGCUUUUCAUCUUCCGUAAGAUACUGGGUUUCAAUGUGGUUUUUGGCCUUUUCAAGUUAUCGAUUCUCAAAACAUCAAUAUGAUUGCAUUUUCUCCCAUUAUUCCUACUUACAUCCUGAUGAUUUUUAGUCAACCUUAAAUGGUAUGCUUACUAGUUACGGUUGCAUAUUGCUCAGAACCAACUUUUGACAUUUUGUACAUGAUUCAUAUAGUCUCUCAUUAUGAGUAUAUGCUGGUUAGUCGUAUGGCACUUAACCACUUAUAAAUGUUCGUAAAAUCCUGGUAUUUUGGGUUACGUCAAAAUGCAGGGUAGUUCUGAAAAAUUAGGAGAUUUGUCUUCAUGUAUCAUAGGUAUUAGAUUGUAACAAAUAGUUGGAACAUCAUUUUUGUUCAUCGUUGUGUGAUAAAGGAUACAUUAAGUAUAUCACUUUAUGUUGUAAAAACCAAAGCAUCACGAGGAUCUAUAGUAUGUUGGAUUCAUCCCAAAGUUGACUUGGCACUAAAUGUUUCGGCUAACGUGCGACAUUGUUAGCCAAGUCUGAUAUCUCUAAACUAUGUCCAAAAGCUCUCUCUGAGUUUGAUAUUCGUUAUUUCUUAAAGAUUGCUCGCACUCAGUGGUAAUAUCUCAUAGGCGUGAUUUACUUUGUAAGUGGCCCUUAUUUUUUCAAUUUAAAGCUAGUUUUAUUGGCUCUCACACAUGCGCAUACCGUUCGAACGGCCUACCUACUAAUUGCUAUUUAUUCUUACUGGACGUGAUGGUAAAGAUUGUGUGACUAUUAGUUUACUGAAACAGCUUAAAGUAAGGAGUGUUUGUGUUGAGCUGCCAUUUGAUGGUUCAUUACACCUUAGGUGAUCAUUUCGGUUAACAACUCAGGGAUUUGGGACGUCGUUAGAGAGAUCAGUAUAGUACCCAAAGGAUAUUCUUUUAUAUUCUUCAUAGACUGAGAUGAGAUUUCGACAGUGAUUUAUAUUUCGAAUGUGUUCUUGCUCGAAUCCUAUAUUGAUAUGACUUUGAAUUUUUUUCCUAAGGGUUUUUCUGUACUUGCCACUGGAAAUUUUGAAAUCGAAAUUUCUACCAUUCGUUAAAGUGUGACUUUAGCCUUUUCAUAAGUAUCUGCAAUCGUUUGCAAGUGUUUUCCGCUGGAUUCAUGUUCAUGAUAGGUACCUGAGCCUAUCAUCAAGUUUUUAUCUUCCAAGCCUCACGUCCCUAAUGUGUACUUGUAGAUUAUACCUGCUAAAUUUCGUAGUUUUCAAAUAACAUUUCUAAUGCCGAGCAACUUUCUCCCUCUGAAAGUUAAUUUUACUUUCUAUGAUGACUGGGUUUAGCGUUUUGUCGGUGGGUAGGUAAAUUUAUGUGGGAUAUUUUUCUCAUAGUUGGCAAUUAUUAGGAGUACAGAUAGAAACUGAAUACGUGGAAGUUUGUACCUUAUUUCUUCCGAAUUUUCGAAAUAUCGUCUAGUCGAACAUUAUGUAGGUGAUUUUUAGGCUCUAUGGAGUUGUGAAGUUUUCUGCUUUCAGAUUUUAUUCAAUAAAUGCGUCUAUAUGGCUGCUGACAUUGGCUGUCAAAUCGUUAUAUUUAAAUUCUCAGUCGUACAAAUCCACCAAGUAAGCCAUAUGAGGUUAGGAAAACAAUUAAAUUUUUAUGUUUUGCCUUUCGUUAUGAAGAUAAGAAACUUUAGAUCUUUGUACAAGAAAUUUCGUUGUCCAAUUUAAUGUAGUGCAAACAGUAAGGAUUGUAAUAUACUUCGAUAUACCGUUUCUACGAUUCCGUUGCGAAUGCUACGUAGGUACAUAGAGCUAUAAAGCACUCGAUGGUUAGAAAAAAUUCUUACUCAUUCCAAGAUCUAAGAAUAUAUGACAAGCUGUUAUAUGUUAGCAGAUGUUUUGGCUUUUAAUUGCUUUUAUCGAUCUUGUUGAUAUAAUUCGAGUAUGUCCGAUUUCCCAUAUGUUUGUUGACUCGGAGAUUAUUUAGAACGAAAAUCCCGAAAUUUCUCAAUAUCUCUGACAGGAAUCUCGAAAUUCUCGAGAUUUAUAUAAACUAAAUGAAAUAAGAGAUUAUCAAAACCUAUUGGUAUCAACACAUUUGAAAUUAGAAAUGAAAUAAUGUUGAAGCGUUAAGUACCUAUAUAGAUAGUCAUCGGCCAUCAUUGAGGUACUUUUAGAGAUGACACUUUCCUCAUCUAAAUUUCCAGGGGUUGAACUUCUAACGGGACAUUCACUUGUUGACUUAGAAUAUGCCGAUGACAUAGUUCCCUUUGGUGAAGACGCUGACAAAAUGCAGUCUUCUAACCACUACAAGCAACAAUGCAGGUAUGUUCGGCACGCAAUUUUCUCCCUCGAAAUGCAAAAUGUUGUUUCAGGACUGGGUUGCAUCGACACCCGGACUAGUGAUAGGGAGUGAAGUAGUUGAGCAUGUCGACCACUUCACUUAUCUUGUAAGUCUCAUCAGCCCUUGUGGUCUGGUGUGUGACGAAAUUCCAGCACAGAUACAGAAAGCUCGACUAGCUUUUGCCAACCUGCGUCAUUUAUGGCGUAGGCAAGAUAUCCAUCUACCAACCAAAUAACGGGUUUACUGCGCAGCAGUUCGUUCGUCCUACUUUAUGGCAAUGAAACAUGGCCGGUAAGAGUAGAGGAUAUUUGUACGUUACUAGUAUUUGAUUAUAGAUGUCUUCGAAACAUUGUUCGUAUAUCCUGGGACCAUCGAGUAAGUGACGCAGUUGUUAGGAAACGGGUACUAGGUAAGGAUGGCAAAUCAAUUGAUGAAGUAGUGAAACUUCAUCAGUUGAGAUGGCUGGGACAUGUGUUACGCAUGCCCAUCCACUGACCGCCCCGACGUGCGAUGUUUUAUGGUGUAGGAGUAGGUUGGAAGAAAGCUAGGGGCGGUCAGACCAAAACAUGACACAAAUCCAUGGAGUCAUUGACAAGUGGACUGGGCCAUGUUAGUAGGUGUAGACUACCUGGUUGGGAUCCGCGAGAUGAUAGCAAGCGAUGGUUGGUGACUCUGAAUGAUAUGGCUCAAAAUCGUUUGCAAUGGUUCAGGUGCAUCUACUCUUUGUGUUCUCCCAAAUUCUAAUCUCAAUUAUUCAUGUCUCUUUUUUCCUCUUUCCAAAUUUAUUCCACUGAAUUAUACUCCUUGAAUAACAUCUUCAAACCCUAAUCUUUCCGAUUAUUGCUGCUUAUACUCUUACCACCUCUACCACUACGGGAUUUGAAUCGACAACUGUAUCUCUGUGCUAAUGCAGUGUGGCAACUCGAACUGAUGUACGUACGUACGAAGUUCCACGUUGUUACUGACUUACUGAACAGAGAACCAGUCUGUACGUGUAAGGUUUUACUUUUUUAAUAUCUGCUUAUUUAAAAAGUGUCCUAUAUUACUCUUCAAUUAGUUUAAAAUUCCAUUUAACAAAUAAAAUUCCGAAUAUUUUCAAAAAAUUUUACAUCAAUUAACAAUAUAACCUGAUUCCGCAUGUUAUGUAUGGUCUAGAUUUUUAUAUAAACUUUUUUCUAAAUCAGUAUUCAGCUUAUUAUUUUUUUACUAGGAAAAGUAUGGGAACUAUGGAGAGUGUUGCUCGUUCGGUCAAUAAUGGGAUAUAUUUUACAGAGUCCUCACCUCAUGUUUACAAAUUCAUCAGUGAAUGCCCAGAAAAUUUGUCAAACAGCGGAGAUAACAGUUAUAAUUUUACUAGUGACAGUGAAUUAGACUCACAAUUAGGAAAUAAUAGCGUUCAGUUGAUCAAUAUUUCUGAAGUUAAUGAUGAUACAUCGUUUUCUAAUAUUCAUCCACCUGGUAGUAAACGCAGAUUAUACACCAACGUUAAUGGUAUCACUGAUAUGAUUGCCCAACAACCUUUCACAGACGAACGUAAUUCUUGUGAAAAACUAACUAGAGGAAAACAAAAGAUACCUAUUGAAUUUAUUUCUGAUCGUACGAAGAGAUAUUCUACUUUUUCAAAACGUAAAACUGGACUUAUGAAAAAGGCUGUGGAAUUGGCGGAAUUAACCGGUGCAGAAGUAUUAUUACUUGUUGCUUCAGAAACAAAUCAUGUUUAUACGUUUGCAACACAAAGAUUAAAAGGUAUUAUUGAGUUGGAAUGUGGUAAAAAGUUAAUACAAACUUGUCUAAGUUCAUCUGUGAAUCCAAACAAUUCAUCGAUGAAAAGUGAUCAGCCAGAUUUGAGCAGUUCGCAAGUUAAUAAAAAUGUAAAUAGUCGGAAAAGUUGCAAGAAGGAAGAUAGUACAGUUAUUGUUAACAAUGAUACAUUUGGUAAAAAGGAAUACGUUAGUGAUUUAAAAAAUGUAUCCAAUAAAGAUAGUAAAGUGAACUCAACGUUACAAAAUGACGCAGUUUCCAAAGUGUUAAAUCAAAAUCAUGUUGAUGAAUUGGAGCAUCGUAUUGGUAUCAUCCCAAGUACACUAAUAGAUUCUGGUCAAAAUGGUCGUAUUGUAUCGUUAAAUAAUGAAGCGUUUUGUAAUAAUAUUUCUCAGAUAACUAACAUUUCCAACUCAUCUGAAUGUAAAAAAGUGGUAUAUGUCCCAGUUAGUGUAUCUCCAUCACAAAAUGUUCUCUCAUUAACCCCGUUAUCCUCUAGCCUUCUUUUAACUGCACAAAUGGCCACAAAUCAAUUACUUUUAGUUCCACAGUUAAAUUCAGUUCAUUAUGUUACAUCAACUUCAGGAAAUGUAUUAAACGGCUCACUAAAUACACCAACUUCAAACUCGUAUAAUCCUUAUUUAAUGGGGUUUUUAAAUGUCAAUACAAACAAUAGUUCGUCAGAAAUACUUACAAAUUGUUUAACAAAAGAAUCAAAUAAAUUCACCUCCCAAAGUUCUACUAAUGAAAGCAUAACUAAUCAAUUUAUGAAUAAUUCAUGUAAAUAUAACUUGAAACCUCCAGAUUAAAUCAAUGCUUAUCUGACCGAUCCCUCCUCUAUUUCUCGUUCUUCUCUGGGAACAAAGUGCUUUUCAUUAGUUCGUAAUUUAUUUUACUCCUUCGAGUUUGCUUAUCUUCUUUUUCAAAUUAUCUAGAGUAUUAAAUAUUAUUUAAAAAUUGUGUAACGAAGCUUUUACAACAAUUUACUUACAUGUUAACAUCUUUCCAAUUAUUUGAAAAUACUCAAGUUUAUAUCCUUUAACACUUGGUAGCUUUGAAAAUAGCUUUCGUUAAGAAGUGAUGACAACUAAUACACUCAUGAGAGCACGUGUUUUACAAGUUUUGAGGGUAUUGAUAGUGCCUACCUCAUUCACUUCUCCAUAAGGGGGGUCAGUCGUGGUUAGAGACGUUGGGUGACAAGGCUCAGAAUAGUUCUCCGUAGCGCUGAUGUAUUCAGUCUUUGUCUUCCUUUAGAUGAUAAAUUUCCUGGUUUUCUUGUUCUACGAACCUAUGUUUUCCCAAACAUAUCGUCUACGACUAAUCUGUUCUAUUAUUACUGUUAAUUUUUAUACAACUGUGGUAUCUCACUGUUAUGUGUAGUGGCAAACUGAACAUAUGCACAUACGUGGCAGGCCUUACGCUAAAUAUGACUGGUUUUCAGUCAUAAUAGACUUUGUAAUACUCUUACAAUAUUAGUUCUCUAAACCUUUUCGUGUCGUUACCC
This is a messenger RNA of Schistosoma spindalis, 6370 nucleotides long. The record is from the annotation of a GenBank genome assembly. NCBI's taxonomy places the organism in Eukaryota, Metazoa, Platyhelminthes, Trematoda, Strigeidida, Schistosomatidae.